AUGCUGUUCUACUUUAGCUACACUGUGCUGUCCUACUUUAGCUACACUGUGCUGUCCUACUUUAGCUACACUGUGCUGUGCUACUCCAUGCUGUUCUACAUUAGCAACUCCAUGUUUUUCUACUUUAGCUACUCCAUGUUGUUUUAUUUUAGCUACACUGUGCGGUCCUACUUUAGCUACUCCAUACUGUCCUACUUUAGCUACUCUGUGCUGUUCUACUUUAGCCACACUGUGCUGUCCUACUUUAGCUACACUGUGCUGGCCUACUUUAGCUACACUGUGCUGUCCUACUUCAGCCACACUGUGCUGUCCUACUUUAUCUACACUGUGCUGUCCUACUUUAGCUACACUGUGCUGUCCUACUUUAGCUACACUGUGCUGUCCUACUUUAGCUACACUGUGCUGUUCUACUUUAUCUACACUGUGCUGUCCUAUUUUAGCUACACUGUGCUGUCCUACUUUAUCUACACUGUGCUGUCCUACUUUAUCUACACUGUGCUGUCCUACUUUAGCUAA
Molecule: messenger RNA, 516 nt
Organism: Oncorhynchus kisutch (coho salmon)
Lineage: Eukaryota; Metazoa; Chordata; Actinopteri; Salmoniformes; Salmonidae
Product: NADH-ubiquinone oxidoreductase chain 6-like
Exons: 1
Coding region: 1-516 (171 amino acids)
Source: RefSeq, a predicted model, not a curated record